GUGGGUGUAAAACCGAUUUACUUAAGUAAUCAAUUAAUCAAUAAUAUCCAGAUUUGUACACAAUGUUUACACCUAAGAAGCAUUAAAUAUGUCAAGAUACAUGUCUAUGAGUGACACACUGCGCCAGAAAAACGCUGUCGAUGCAGCAUGUGUGGUAAAUGUUGAAGUUGCAGAAGAGAGGAGAGAUCCUGAGAGAUCUGUAAAGUUAUGGUUUGUGGAUAUUUCUGACUUUGGAAGGACAUCACAGUUUUUGUUGCUAUCUACAGCUGUUUUUGCAUCAUAUCUUAUAUAUGGAUAUUUGCAAGAGCUAAUAUUUAGACUUAAGGAGUUCCGUCCAUUCGGUUGGUACCUGACACUUGUACAAUUUCUCUGUUACUUGGUUUUUGGACUUCUUGAAAUGCAAGUGCGGAACAAUUUCACAAGGAAAAUUCCUAUGAAAAUGUAUGCACUGCUGGCCUUUCUGACAGUAGCCACCAUGGGUCUUUCCAAUACCUCUGUGGGAUAUUUGAAUUAUCCAACUCAAGUGAUUUUCAAGUGUUGUAAGCUCAUCCCAGUUAUGGUGGGCAGCAUUCUUAUUCAGGGGAGGCGGUACAACUGUAUAGAUGUCAGUGCUAUGAUGUGUAUGAUAGUGGGACUGAUAUUAUUCACUCUGGCAGACAGUAGUGUAUCUCCUAACUUUAAUACUUAUGGUGUUAUCUUGAUCUCUCUGGCUUUAUGUGCUGAUGGAGCAAUAGGCAAUGUGCAGGAGAAAGCUAUGAAGCAGUAUGAAGCCUCAAACACAGAAAUAGUCUUCUACUCAUAUGGAUUAGGAUUUUUCUACAUUUUAGUUGGUUUACUACUAUCUGGAAAUUUCUUUCCAGCCUUUGAGUUUUGCAAACAGCAUCCUGUACAGACCUAUGGUUAUGGAUUUUUGUUCUCUAUUUCUGGAUAUGUAGGAUUGGCCAUUGUUCUGACACUGGUUAAAACCUUUGGGGCAUUAAUUGCAGUAACAGUGACGACAUGCAGGAAAGCUGUAACAAUUAUUUUAUCCUUUCUUUUCUUCUCCAAACCAUUCACACUCCAGUAUGUCUGGUCUGGAUUACUGGUUGUUUUGGGAAUUUAUCUCAAUGUUUACAGUAAAAACCGUAAAUCUUGGGAUAAAGUGAUUUCUGACACUGUUACGAAAGUGGAAGUCUGUUUCAAAUCCAAAAGAGGAAAUCAUAGACAUAUACUUACUGAUGUUUGAUUGUAGUCAUAUGAAUCUUAUACUUGUCAUGAGUAUGUGUAUAUGCCUAUAAAACCAAGGAACACUAGUCAUAAUGUUUUUAGGCUAACUGAACUUUUUUGAUUAAAAUUUGUCCAUUGUCAGUCCUUUCAUCUGUCUUUGGAUACAUUUUUAACCUCUUUUGGAUUCUGUAGCUAGAUUGGAUCCACAAUAAGAAAUCUAAAUUUUACAAAGAUAUACAGGAAAAAUCUCCAUAUAGUGUAGAAUCAACUCCAUUCAGAUCCAGGUCCCAAGGGUUAAAAUAGAGAUUCAUAGUUUUACAUAGAAAUGUAUUUAUUUCUCAAGAACGUAAAAAGAUUCAAUUUCUCAUCUUCAAGCCUCGUUAUACUAUAAAUUAAAUCUUAGAACCAUGUUCUGUAAGUUAAUACAGGUAGUUACAAUAAGGGGUUUCAUCUACAUAUUUAUUUGUGACUCAGGUGAGUGUUAUGGCCCAUGGAUCACUAGUUGUUGCCUUUGAGGGUGAAUUUCCAGAGCAGUAUUAUAUAUUUAUACACAAUUAAAGAACAUAUGUUUCCUAUAUAAGCUAGUUAACUAUUGUAAAUAUUAGUUCUGCAAAAUUUUCCAUCAAGUGACAUGAAUAAGCUUGCAAGAAUUCACAUGAUUCCAAAGAAUCACUUUAUAAUUCAUAUAGUACUAUCUACUGAACAAAGACUAAAACAAUUUUUCAUUUAAGAUGUCACAAUAUUCCACUCUAAUAGAAUACUUCACAGUAUUUAUUGUUAUUAUUCUGUGAGAAUCUCUAAUAUUGAUUUGGAUACUUUUUACUUCAAAUCACUUAUUUCACUUUCUUAUUUUUGCUUUUAUCUUUUAGUGAAUACCUGAUGUUGGUUAUUAUUAACGAAGAUGACCAUUACUUUUUGUAUUAUUAAAUCUCUUGCCAUUUUUAUAUCCAUAUUCUUUCUGUAUUUUGUUAUUUUGCAAAAUAUAUUUUUGUUUGAAUUUUUACUUUAAUACUUAAUGGAAACU
Saccostrea echinata is the source of this 2230-nucleotide messenger RNA. Its product is annotated as adenosine 3'-phospho 5'-phosphosulfate transporter 2-like. Bases 89 to 1225 code for a protein of 378 amino acids. Gene Ontology annotation, biological process: transmembrane transport. The transcript is spliced from 9 exons. NCBI's taxonomy places the organism in Eukaryota, Metazoa, Mollusca, Bivalvia, Ostreida, Ostreidae. Gene Ontology annotation, cellular component: Golgi membrane; endoplasmic reticulum membrane. Gene Ontology annotation, molecular function: 3'-phosphoadenosine 5'-phosphosulfate transmembrane transporter activity. The record is from RefSeq and is a predicted model, not a curated record.